AUGCCUGCCGUAUCCGUGCCGAACGGCAACGCUGCCGCCUCCGACGAGACUGUGGAUCUACCCUUGUUCGACAUCUCCCAAGAAACCCCGGAGCUUGGUAAAGCCAUCGUAGACGCGGCCGCAAAAUGGGGGUUCCUUUGGAUUGCGGGGUCUCCAAAGUCCCAGAAUGGCACUGAGACGACGUCGGCUCGAACAUACGACUAUGAUGAGUCAACGGUCGAUCACAUUUUCGACGUCUCCCGCCGCUUCUUCACGGAAGCACCCCUCGAAGAGAAGCAAGCGUGUGCCAUCAAACACAAUCGCGGCUAUGUCGGGAUGCAUGUCGAGAACCUCGACCCCGGUAAGCACGCACGGGGCGAUUUCAAACAAGCAUUCAACCUUCAGGGACCAAAUCUCACCACUGGCGAAUGGAACCAGCCAAUGCCCGCCACUUUCCAGAGAGAAGAUGCCGCACUUCGUGACUUUCAUACCAGGUGUCGCAAUAUGGCAACGCGGCUUCUCAGGCUCAUCGCUAUGGGCCUCGAAAUCUUAGAUGUCGACUGGAUAGCGCGGACGCAUGACAAUGCACCGAACACAUCUCGAUUGCUGUACUACCCUUCCCUCCCCCCAAAUACCGACUACAACCCUCAGGCCGAUAUUGGAGCCGGUGCACAUUCCGAUUACGGUAGCAUCACGCUAUUAUUCACCAGGCCUGGUCAACCUGGGCUUGAACUGCUGAAACCAAACGGAGAGUGGGCAGCGGUUCCUGUAUUUCCUCCCAACUACCAUUCCGCGACGUUUCCCCCGGUUGUCGUCAACAUUGGAGAUUUGUUGAGUUACUGGACCAACGGCCUACUAAAGUCGACCAUCCAUCGAGUUGUGCUUACUCCACCUACUAAGGGAACGGAUGCCGUCAAUGGAUCCGACACAAAUGGACACCAGAGUAACGGUGCAGGAACAGAUCGUUAUUCGAUCGCCAUCUUUGUGCAACCUCAUGAAGACACAAAGCUAACUCCUAUGCCUUCGCCACUAGUCGCUGACAGAGCAGAGAGCUUCCGCAAAGAGGUGAUUGGACACGGUGGCGGAGUUGUCGAUGCUGACGGCAUGAAAACACUGACCUCAGGCGACUACUUGAGUGCCAGAUUACAAGCGACUUAUGGAAAUGUAUACCAAAGGGAACAAAAGUAG
This is a messenger RNA of Exophiala spinifera, 1167 nucleotides long. RefSeq lists its product as uncharacterized. Lineage: Eukaryota; Fungi; Ascomycota; Eurotiomycetes; Chaetothyriales; Herpotrichiellaceae. The transcript has a single exon. Gene Ontology annotation, molecular function: dioxygenase activity. Bases 1 to 1167 code for a protein of 388 amino acids. The record is from RefSeq and is a predicted model, not a curated record.